CGCCACAGUAAACUUUAACCUCUCAACAACUUCCUUGUUUUAUAGAAAGACAAAAUGGCAGCCCCCUUAAAACGCAUUGGAAUAGUAACCUGUCGCGUAUUUCCUGGUAUUUUGCAAAGAAAUAUUCAAACACAGAGAAUUCGUGAUUGGAAAUUAACUCCCAUUGCAUCAGUGCAUCGGGUGACUCUUCGUGCUUCAUCUUCAUCAUCAUCUGCAGAUGGCACCGAAUCCCCGGAGACGGUGUCUAGAUAUGCAGACAGUCCAUGGGAGUACUUAAAAAGUGAAGAGUACAUUGAGCGAUAUGGAUCAAAACCUGUCUGGUCUGACUACAGAAGGAACCACAAGGGAGGAAUUCCUCCACAGAAGACAAGGAAGACAUGUAUUAGAGGAGAUGAGGUCUGUGGGAAUCCUUGUCCCAUAUGCCGGGAUCCAAAUGUCAUUAUCCAUUACAAGAAUGUGAACCUGCUGCAGCAGUUUAUUUGUCCUUACACAGGAAUUGUGUACGAUCCCACUCGAACAGGGGUGUGCAUGAAACAACAGAAACUACUUAACCAGGCCGUUGAUACUGCUAGAGAUCAUGGUUUACUUCCGGUUCAGUUGCCUCAUGUGGACUACUCAAAAGAGGACUACUCAAACACGCAUGGUGCUGUAGGACAGACACCUGCCCCAUCUUCCCUCAACUCCGGAGAGCCUUGGUAUCCAUGGUACGGCAGUGUUGAACCAGACGAACGAGAACUGGCGAGAGUGAAGAGGAUCUACAAAGCCUACCUAAAAUAAUAUUGAAUAAUUAAGGACAUGUAUGCUUCCCCUGUUACAUUUUGCCAUAAGAUUCAGUCUGAAAUAAAACCUUCAGAAUAACAUGGA
Triplophysa rosa is the source of this 864-nucleotide messenger RNA. It is a transcript of the gene mrps18b, whose product is annotated as mitochondrial ribosomal protein S18B. The record is from RefSeq and is a predicted model, not a curated record. Gene Ontology annotation, cellular component: mitochondrion; ribosome. Gene Ontology annotation, biological process: mitochondrial translation. The transcript is spliced from 7 exons. Lineage: Eukaryota; Metazoa; Chordata; Actinopteri; Cypriniformes; Nemacheilidae. Gene Ontology annotation, molecular function: structural constituent of ribosome. Bases 55 to 777 code for a protein of 240 amino acids.